Messenger RNA from Alosa sapidissima (American shad), 2423 nucleotides. RefSeq names its product coiled-coil domain-containing protein 92. The record is from RefSeq and is a predicted model, not a curated record. Bases 418 to 1320 code for a protein of 300 amino acids. The transcript has 4 exons. Lineage: Eukaryota; Metazoa; Chordata; Actinopteri; Clupeiformes; Clupeidae.
CCAUCCUCGUCCAAGGUACUGAAAAUCUGUCAAGGAAAGUAACACAAGAACAAUGUCUUGGAUUACGCUGCAGCAAAGAUGACCACAUUUUUGAACGUAGCUUUACAGUCUCCUGGUGCCUACCUUUCGUUCAGAAAGUAAAUGCUGACAAAGUCUUAGAAGGCUUUUCGUUUUUAAGAGGAAGAAGAUCAGCGUCAUUACGCGAAAUCUGUUCGUCGCUGUGUGAUUUCCCCAUUUUUUCCUCAGAACAAUUCAUUGUUACGCUGAUUCGUUUAGUUGGGUCUCUGUUUUUUGUCGGACAUUGCCCACCUCACCACAAACAAAACGUGUCACUGAGCCAUCCGGUCACGAUGCACUGAUACAGUCGUACCGCUGUCGAAUCCUUCGUUAAUUUAAAAGGUGAGCCGUGUGGUUUCCAUGGAGACGAGUGCCCUGGCCCAGCAGGUGGAGAGCGUGGAGCGCAGCGUGGCGUUCCUGCAGCAGGAACACCUGGUGCUGCUCACCGGGCUUCGGCUGGAGAUCCUGCACCUCAGGAAACGAUGUACCGAGUUGAACUGUGAGCUAAAUGACAGGUUACCCAGAAGAACCCAAGCUGAUGUGGAUGAGGAGCAGGAGCGGCUGGAGGCUCAGCUGCAGACGGCGGAGCAGAGCCUGGCGGAGCGUGAGUGCGGUCUGGCCGACCUGCGUCUGGAGCUGCGGCGCAAGGGGGCGCUGGCGGGCGCCCUGCAGGCCCGCCUCCGCGACGAGGAGCGCCGCUUCCUGGACGAGCUCAAGCGCCGCAGUCACAAGAUCACCGCGCUCGGGCGGCAGCUGCGGCAGCAGACGGACGUGGCGGCGCAGCUCUCCUUCCAGCUGCACUCGGCCCGCUUCAGCCUGUACCACCAGACGGACGGAGGAGGAGGAGGAGGAGGAGAGGAAGAGGAAGAGGAGGAGGGUGGGGAGGAGGAGGACGACGAUGAAGAGGAGAGUGAAGAGGGCUCGCCCGAGUCAGACUGGUCACUGUCCGCGCAGGCAUCCCCUGAGGUGGUUGAGAGACGGCCGCCAAGGGUCUGCGCAACGUCCCCUAGGUCCCGGCGCUCGGAGAGAGUCCGGGAGUGUGUGCCGCGAGCGAGGGUGCACGGGCCGGAGGAGCCACGAGCCAUGCCUGACCCCGCCCUCUUCCUGUACCCGUUUAGGCAUAGGCUGCUGCCGCUGCAUGCCUCACUGGGGCGGAUCUGCAGGGAAGCUGACCAUUCAGAGACCUCAGAGGGGAGACGGAGCAGACACAGCAACCAAUCACCAGUCAGGGGGAGAAUGGAGCCAGACACCACUGAAUUAUAAGUUUAUAGUUAGAUACAUAGGGGAAGUAGAAAUCUCGAUAAAGAGUCUGGUUAUUUAGCUAGCUAGGCAAAUAAAUGUAUUUAAAGGAACACGCCAACUUUUUGGUAAAUUAGCUCAUUUGCCGUCGACCCCAGAGUUAGAUGAGUGAUUACAUACCCUUCUCUUCUCUGUGCAUGCCAUAAUCCAGUCUGAUACCCUACCUACCACCUAGCUUACACAGCUAUUCUAAGCAGAUACAUACUGGGCACUUUUCUAAUGUUGGCAAAGCACCGCUACCUGGGCGCAGUGAUGGCAGACAGCAGCACUGUGUGCCAGGUAACACGUCGUGCACAGAGUUUGAGCACUCAGUGAAGGGAGGAUGUAGUUCUGAGUAUUCCUCUGCUUAGAAAAGACAGGAGUAUGUAUCCUCUCAUCUAUCUCUGGGGUAGACGGUAAAUAGGCCAAUUUCCCAAAAUGUUGCCGUUUUCCUUAGGUCUAUAUUUGAGCCUUACUGAUAGCCUACUGAGCUGAAAAAAAUGAAAGACUUAUAUCACUUCAAGCCCUGGAAUAUGUAAUACAGGGGUCUAAUAUAAAAUACAUCAUUAUUAUAAUCUUCAUAGUCAUGUUCAUCGUUGCUGUUAAUUAAACUACACACUGUAAUAUUGGUACAAUCAAUGAGUCACUCACUUAAACCUCACUGAUUUUAACAAUACUGUGCUGAAUAUGCUGGCCUUAGACUGUUAGAGAAACAUAUGAGAUUGCAUAGAAAAUGUUACUAUUUACUAAGCUUUACUGAGAUAAGCAAAGAGGUAUGUUUAUAUUCAUAAUAAUACAGUCAUGAAGUAUGAUUGUGUUAUGUUUUGUAUCAGGUAUAUCACAGUAUUUGAUGGAACCUGAAUAGGCGUUAUUGUCACUUUAAAAUAAAGUAUUUCUUUAUCAUAACAGUGACGAAAAGUGUUUGCAGCUUUCUCAAAAAUAUUUGAGUUGCUGUUUAGUUAUCCACUUGUGCCUGUACAAAACCAGUUUCAUAGGAAGCCAUAUAAUGAUAAAUGAUGUCCAACGAAUGGAGUAGCAACAUGGAUGGUGUACAUUUAUGUCAAAUAAAAUGUAUUUAAAAGUUCAAA